Messenger RNA from Capra hircus (goat), 2030 nucleotides. Its product is annotated as mas-related G-protein coupled receptor member D-like. The record is from RefSeq and is a predicted model, not a curated record. NCBI's taxonomy places the organism in Eukaryota, Metazoa, Chordata, Mammalia, Artiodactyla, Bovidae. Gene Ontology annotation, cellular component: membrane. Gene Ontology annotation, molecular function: G protein-coupled receptor activity. The coding region runs from base 1 to 1632 and encodes 543 amino acids. Gene Ontology annotation, biological process: G protein-coupled receptor signaling pathway. The transcript is spliced from 7 exons.
AUGCACGCCUCCUCUGAGCUGGACAGGAACCAAAUGGCCCAUCCAAAGCAGAUGGUUGGUGAUGAAGGGGACCUCACCUCUUGGGGCAAUGUGACGCUGGCAUGGCUGCAGGGAGGAGCUUCAGAGAUCCAGAAGCUUCCAUGCAAGUGCUCUGCCAGCCCCGACCCUGCAGGGCGAACCUCGUGGUCUCCUGGCUCCCGGAGGCACCAGCCUCCCAGUGGACCCCAGAGCUCCCAGCUGGAGACCCUCCCAAAGCCAGUGCCCCAAACCUUCCCUGCAGAGGCUGGGAGGGAUGGAUUGGGCGUCUCCCCUCCUCAGAGGAGGCAGAGCCUGGGGUGGAUCCCGGGGACCGGCCCAUCCGACUCCGAGAGCCUGCAGCCGGACCUGUGGCCAGAGAAGCUGAAGGGCCAGGCCCCAGAGAGCCGCCCAGGCCUCCAGGAGCUGGGUCCUCCUCCAGGCGCGGACGGCACGGGCGAGCCAGGCCCGGGAGCUGGCCACUCAGAGGCUCCAAGGGACCCACCCCCAGUAGGGUGGAGGCCAGGCCUGCACCGGGCACUGACGGCCAAGCCUGAGGGCUCGGAGCCUUGCCCCGAGCUUGGCCACCAUCACAUCCAGCAACAGAAACGGCCUGCCCCAGAGCCGGAAGCACGGAUGGAGAACACUCUCAACAGCAGCGGCUCCAGGAGCAGCGGUCCGCGCCCCACCCCGGCAUCCCCCGACACGGUGCGGGAGGUGCUGGACGCGCUGGUCAUGUUCACCUGCGUGGGCGGCAUCGUGGGCAACGGCCUGGUGGUCUGGCUGCUGGGCUCCCGGCGGCGGAGGGGCCCACUGGGCAUCUACCUGCUCCACUUGGCCGUGGCCGACCUCCUCUUCCUCGUCUGCUCGGGCACUCUGAUCAUCCUGAGCGCCAGCUCCUGGGGGGCCCGCGUGCACCACAUGGGCCCCCGGGCGGUGAGGAGCGCCGGGUACCUGGCCUACACGGCGAGCCUGAGCCUGCUGACGGCCGCCAGUGCCCAGUCCUGCCUCCCCGGCCUCUUCCCCACCUGGCACCGGGGCCGCUGGCACAGGCGCCUGUCAGCCUCGGUGUGCGCCGCACUCUGGCUGCUGGCCGUCCUGCUGGUCGUGCCAGCCUGGUACUUCCGUGACGAGGCCAAGCACCCCCACUCGUGGCAGGGAUCCAAGGCGGAGACCGUCCUGCACUUCUUCACCCUGGUCAGCUUCACGCCCGUCAUGGCCCUGUCUGGGAUGGCUCUCUGCAUCCAGGUGCAGAGGAUCUCGCGCCCGUGGCAGCGGCCGCUCACACGGCUCUACAUGGCCGUCCUGCUCUGCGUCUUUGUGUCCCUCGCCUGUGCCCUGCCCCUCGGCAUCUCCGGGUUCCUGCUCUACUGGCUGGACCUGCCCCAGCGCGCGAAGACUCUCUUCGGCCACUUCACCUGCCUCUCUCUGUCCGUGAGCAGCAGCACCAAACCGAUGAUCUAUUUCCUGGUUGGCAGUGGGGGCCGCUUGAGCCUGCGGGAGCCCCUGGGAGCCACGUUCAGCAGGGUGCUGCAGGAGGAGUCUGAGCUGGAGGAGGGGGAGACACCCUCCACUGACCCCAGUGACAAGGGUAGACUCCCGAAGAGGAAGGCCUGAUUCUUUACAACCUUUGCCAAAGACUGAUGGCAAAGACUGCUGUCCAUCACCAAAAUGUGACUUCCAGAAUGAACAAGCAAGCUUGAGCAUGAGCUGCUUCUUUGCUUUAUCUGUUUUAAGGCUGUGUUAUUUGGAACGUACGAGUUUAGGGGUGUUCUAUCCUGGGGAAUUGGAGCUUUGGUGGUAAAAUAUGAAGCUGCCCUCCUGAAUCCGAGUGGUGUUACUUCCUUACAGUCUAUUUGUCUGAUAUUAUCACAGCUCCAUCGGCUUUCUUGGCUUGCUAUUUGCAUGGUGCAUCUUCUCUUCCUGUGACUUUCAAGCUUUCUAUAUCCUUAUCUGUUAAGAUGUAUUACUUGUAAACAAGUCAGAAUUGAAUGGAGUUGUAACUUUGAAAAUUA